Molecule: messenger RNA, 1797 nt
Organism: Hermetia illucens (black soldier fly)
Lineage: Eukaryota; Metazoa; Arthropoda; Insecta; Diptera; Stratiomyidae
Exons: 10
Coding region: 412-1596 (394 amino acids)
Biological process (GO): positive regulation of Rho protein signal transduction
Molecular function (GO): actin binding
Source: RefSeq, a predicted model, not a curated record
GAUCUUGGUCAUGGCUCACUUUUGGCCAAGAACUUGAGUGGAAGAGAAGUGUAAGCGUCCAUUCGUAAUACAAAAUAGUUGGACAGCCGCGGAUCUUGCAUAAGAUUAUCUAGAAGAUACAUAGUGCGUGCCAAGUAGAGGAUACACGAAGAGUGUUUGAUUACUAAGACUACAUUUUUGUAAUACUCCGUUCUUCAACUGAAUCGGAUAAUUAGUCUUCAAUUGAACAUUGGAUGUGAUCUAUUUCAAACGGUUAAAAGUAUCUUCAGUGCAUAGUUUGUCGCGCGUGGACAGUAUAGUAGUGCCUAGAAUACUUCAUAAAAAUAAUAGAUAAUAGUUGUUUCAAAAAAUCCAAGAAAGCACCGAUUUGCAUUGAACUUUGAUAGUAAAUAAUUUUAUAUAACGGUCAUUAUGGCAGACGUAGAUCAUGAACUUGGAUCGAUUCGGUUUAUUGUGGAUGCCCCACUAUCCUCGAAAGUAGCGAUGUUCAAUAAUCGAGUGAAUCAGCAUAAGCAGUCACAAUUUUUGAAUCCAUUUUCUCAGGAAGAUGGCAGGAAGUCGCCACGCCCUUCAAUCGCUAAAGACGAAUAUGGAAAACCCAUCGCUGGAAGCUUAACAGAAAUGCGAGGGCAUAAAGCUAACAUGCAUGUGUGGAAGGAAAUCUAUGACCUAUGCAAAAUAAUCGAUGACGAAGGCACUCCCAAUCCCGAAAAUCCUGAAUUGAAAGCUAUUCUGUUUGGAGAAAUUUUCAAUAUCUAUACCCACAUAUCAGAUAAGUGUGUUGGUUUAUUGCUGAGAGCACGGAAGCACGGAUUGCUCGAUUUUGAGGGCGAAAUGCUUUUCCAACGUCGAGAUGAUGAUGUUCCAAUCUAUAUGCUUAAAACGUGCAACGAAAUACGCGAAAUAAUCAAAGAAAAGGAAGGUCAGCUCAGCAGAAGUGUUAGUCCCGCUCCUCUGCCUACAACCGUUCUCAUGAACAUGAACAGACGAAGUGCGAGCCCAGCACCGCCACCCAAGGAAACCAAUAUGUCCGAAAUCCUUCGACCGAAAAGCACUGAAGGAACGUAUAUAACGUAUGUAGAAAUCCAGAACGCUUCCUUGUGGGACAUACUGGCCUUGUUUAUAGGUGAAAUGUUAGAAAACAGACAAGUGACCCCACCAGCAGAAAUGGCACAACGACGCGUCAACAAAGACGAAUAUGGAAGGCCAGUGGCCGGAAGUCUCACUGAAAUGCGUGGUCAAAAAGCCGACAUACACAUUUCAAAGGAAAUUGUGCAAUUAUGUGAAAUUAUCGAUUCUGAAGGUGAAUCCAUAUCAGAAGAAAAUCCUGAUUUGAAAGGAAUAUGUUUCGGAGACCUUUUUUCUUUGUACACUCAUAUAUCAAAUAAGGUUGUAGGAGUACUGUUACGUGCGAGGAAGCAUAAGCUAAUCGAUUUUGAAGGAGAAAUGCUUUUCCAGCGGCGUGAUGACGAAGUGCCCAUUUAUAUGCUCAAAACUUUAGCGGAAAUCAAGGCCCAAGUUAGAGAGCAUCAGGAUGAUGUUGAAAGUCAAAUGUGUGCCAACCCUAAGGCUACAAACGUUUUGCUAGAUAAAUGAUAAGUGAAUCCCUUGGAGAAGAGAAUAGACUUCUUAAAAAAUAUACAAUUUUCUUGUCCGAUUUAUUUACACCUCUGUCUCAAGCUCUAGCUUUUUUUUCAUAUGUUAAAGUAAAUAAUCAAAAACGAUGUAUCGUAACCCAUUGAAUGUUUAUAUUUAUUACAUUAACUUCGAAAAUACAUUCUAUCAAAUUGAAUUCUA